ACAUUGAUGUGACUGGAUAUUCUGGAGGAAGUGUUCUUGUUAGCUCAUGGAAGACUUGGUUCAGUGGUUCUGCUAAAUAUAUGGCCAAAUUGCCUGAGUGGAAAAGAAUAAUAAAUGAUAAGAAACAUGAUGAAUGGAUUAAUGAAGGAAGAUUCACUUUAUUUUCCAAUGAUUAUGGAAAGCUCAUGAUCUUCAUCAGAGAACUGAACACACAAGAUGCUGGAAGUUACAGGAUUGAGGUUGAAGGCCAGUGGUUCAUUGAAAUGACUUUGAAUGUGGAAGAAGGUCCAUGUUGUAAAGUGUCAAGGAGAGUGAUGGUGAAUAUUGGAGAAACUGCCAGUUUCAGCUGUGAAUAUUCACAGAAUCAUAUAAAUGAUCCCAAGAUCAUAUUCAAAGAAGGAAAAGACUCAAUUGAGAUGAUUUACAGCAGAUGGAAGAAGAAAGAAAGAUUCAGUAUUUCUGAUGACAAAAAUAAAAACAUCUUCAGUGUGAGAAUCACUGCUGUGACACCAGAUGAUGGAGGAGUUUAUUUAUGUGGAGUUUGGAUCUACACAUAUUCAUACAGUUACUACAUUAUUAAUACUGUUCAUCUACAUAUUAUUACUAAAGUGGGCGUGUCUAGAGUGAGCGGCUCCUCAGGAGGAAGUUUGAUGAUCAAGUGUGAACAUCCUCAAUACAAAACCAACCCAAAAUACAUCUGUAAAGAAUCAGACGGAUGUUCAGAGAGGAAGAAUCCAGGAGUUCAGGGUGAAUGGAUGGAGAAUGGAGAUGUUUCUUUAUAUGACGACACCAGAGCAGGAGUCUUGAUGGUGUUUUUUAGAGAGCUGAAAGCUGCAGAUGCAGGAACAUACAGGUGUGGAGUGAACGUAUCUGACUAUACUGAGAGCUUCACUGAACUACAGCUGAGCGUCAGACAUGAUGCAAAGAGUGUGACUGAAUCUGCUCUUUUUGGUGAAGAAGUCAACAUCACCUGUCAGAUCCCAGAGGAACAUGAAGUUCAUUUCUGCAAAGAGGAUGAUAAUCACAUCUGCCAAACCAUCAGCUCAUCUAAAGUGACAGAAAUGAGUGGUUCAUCAGAGAGAAAUGAAGAGAGAGUUGUUACAGUGAGCUUCAGUAAUGUGAGUGUGAGAGAUGCUGGAGUUUACUGGUGUGGAGCAGAAACCAGAGACACAUAUCUGACUUUCAUCUCCCUGAACACUAAAAUUCAGCUCAACCUCAUCACUAAAGUGGGCGUGUCUAGAGUGAGCGGCUCCUCAGGAGGUCGUUUGAUGAUCAAGUGUGAACAUCCUCAAUACAAAACCAACCCAAAAUACAUCUGUAAAGAAUCAGACGGAUGUUCAGAGAGGAAGAAUCCAGGAGUUCAGGGUGAAUGGAUGGAGAAUGGAGAUGUUUCUUUAUAUGACGACACCAGAGCAGGAGUCUUGAUGGUGUUUUUUAGAGAGCUGAAAGCUGCAGAUGCAGGAACAUACAGGUGUGGAGUGAAAGUAUCUGACUAUACUGAGAGCUUCACUCAACUACAGCUGAGCAUCAGACACGAUGAAAAAUAUCCAAACAGCGUGAAUGAAUCUGCUCAUAUUGGUAAAGAAGUCAACAUCACCUGUCAGAUCCCAGAGGAGCACAAGUUUCAUUUCUGCAAAGAGGAUGAUAAUCACACUUAUAAUCACAUCUGCCAAAACAUCAUCUCAUCUAAAGGGACAGAAAUGAGUGGUUCAUCAGAGAGAAAUGAAGAGAGAGUUGUUACAGUGAGCUUCAGUAAUGUGAGUGUGGGAGAUGCUGGAGUUUACUGGUGUGGAGCAGAAACCAGAGACACAAAUCUGACUUUCAUCUCCCUGAACACUAAAAUUCAGCUCAACCUCAUCAUGCCUCCAGUAGUGAGACAUGAAGGAGAAUCUGCUGAGAUCAUCUGCUCUUAUGAUUCAAUCUAUAAAUCAAAGCCAAAGUCUCUCUGUAAGGGGAAGUGCUCCACUAGAGACAGAAAUCCUCUCAGUGAGACUGUGAGAGAAGAGAAAGAGACCAAGACCGGCAGAUUGACUCUGAAUGAUGACGUCACUGCAGGUGUCUUCACUGGGACCAUAACUGGACUGACAGCAGAGGAUGCUGGGAAAUACUGGUGUGCAGUGACAUUAGAAACAGAGCUCAAUUAUCUUUACACUCAUCUGAUCGUCAUCAUGAACGAGGAGCUGAACUUGACUAAGUAUGAAGGAGACGACGUGUCAAUCCAGUGCAAACAUCAUGAUGAAGAUCAGAAAAGAUUCUGCAAAGCACAUGAAGCCUCCAUGUGUGUGAAGGAUGGAGUUUCAUUGGAGACGAUCAGAGAUGAUCGAUUCUCUUUCAGCGAUGAAGCAUCUACUGGAGUCUUUACUGUGAACAUCACUGAUCUGAGAGAAGAGGAUUCUGGGAUAUACUGGUGUGGAGCUCACGCCAUUAUUAAAGUCAAUCUUGAAGUCAACAAAGGUGUUUCUGGCAGAAUCACAGUCUCUUGCGUUUGUGUGACUCUGCUGCUGAUGGGAGCGUCUGUCCUGUUAUUAUACAAAUUAGGAUAUAUCAAGACACGAGAUCAGCACCCUUCCCCGGACAGGACGGAGAUGAGCAGCGGAGAGGCCUCUCAUGCAGCAUGUGACUAUGAGAAUAUCAAAGAUGCCAGACGUCACUCAGUCCCGGAUACUGAGGAAACGGCGUUAUAUUCCACUGUCACACAUCCCACAGACUCGUCUGAUCCAAACGACCCGCUGUAUUCUACAGUACAGUUACCCACAAACCCCUCUGAUGGGCUCCUGUACGCUUCUGUCCAUUUCCAGAAGCAUGAAGAGUCUCUCAGCGAUGCUAAAGUUACCUUCAGUAACGAGGAGGUUUACUGUAAUUACACCAUGGUCAGUCCCCACAUGUCACUCAACUAGCUCCACUCAACACUCAGGUGUUUGUUUGUUUUUUUUUUGUUUUUUUUUGCAAUUAUGCCAAAGAACCCUUUUUGGUUCCCCAAAUAACCUUUCAGUGAACUGUUCUUGGUGCCAUGGAUCUUAAAGGUUCUUCAUGCAACCAUCAAGGCCAGUAAAAAAACUUUAUUUUUAAAAGAGUAUAGAAUCUGGUCACAAGUGCAGUGAAAUUUUAAUGCAUACAGUGACUCCUAAAAUUAUUUACACACUUCAGUGACACUUAAAAAUGCAUUUCAUUAGAUAUAAAAUUCUUUAUAUAUAUAUAAAAAAAACAAAUACCAUUUAUUGUAAAGAAAAUCAGCAAAAGUACUUUCAAAAGUACACUCAAAAUAAGAAGUAUUCCAUGACUUUGCGCAUGUUUGUGAUUAGUGGAACAUGUUCACAGUGAACUUGAUGAACCACCCUUGUGUACGCUCAUAAAUGUGAAAGAAAUUCAUAAUUGUGAGGAAAAACUCUAGUAGCACUUGUUUGCACGUGACACUUGAUCUGCUCUCUCUGUUUACUCUCAGACGUUUAUCAGUUUACUAUAGUUAGUCAUUUUGUCACACCUCCGUGAAAUUACAGAUAAGAGUCUGUUGAUAAACUUAGAAAACACAAGAGAGGAGCAUCUGCUGAAAAUGUACAAGAAAACAACUCAACUGGACACUUUUUUUUUUUACACCACAGCGGGGGUUUUCAGUGUUGUUCAUGCACAACACACCCUUGCACCCACAAGAAAUGUCUGAUGCAUAAAAACGCAGAAAGAAAAUGGAACCACAUACAGAUGUAUUUUUAUUAUGAAUUUUACUCACUGCAGCUGUUAUUCUAUUUAUUCUUUCUAACUGCACUGUGUUUGUUCAGAGAUGCCUCAUUUGGAGCAGAAGGAUUAUGUGAAAUAAAAAAGUGUGUUUAGGUGCCAUACCAGUUAUGAGAUAUUAAUAUAGGCUGAAUGAAUCAUGUGCCUUGUUCAUUUCAUGUCUGUUGUACAAUUCAACAUCUGUGUGUUUGUGUUUGUUAUAUACAGUUUUAAGUUUUUUUCACGUAUCAAGUGUUUUAUAUUCAAAGUGUUAAUCAUACAGGGACACUAACCCAAAUCACCUUCAGCUAGUCAGUUGUUUGACUAGACUCUAAUUAUUUACUUUGUAUACCACACGUUUAAGUUUGCUGCCCUCUGCUGUUAAAGCAUUAAAAAUGCAGUUUAAACCUUCACUUGUUC
Molecule: messenger RNA, 4128 nt
Organism: Cyprinus carpio (common carp)
Lineage: Eukaryota; Metazoa; Chordata; Actinopteri; Cypriniformes; Cyprinidae
Gene: nilt48
Product: polymeric immunoglobulin receptor-like
Exons: 11
Coding region: 81-2897 (938 amino acids)
Source: RefSeq, a predicted model, not a curated record